AUGGACUUCGCCUCGCUAAUGAAGUCGCAGAUUGCGUCUUCAAGCAGCAAAUCGGAUUCCAGUGAGAAGAAAUACCUCAAACGCUCAGAAGUGGAAGCACGGCGGCAAGCAGAAUACCAGCGCGAGCAGGAGCGUGCUGAGCAGGAGCGUCUUGAACGAGUAGAGAAGAAGAGAAAGCGCGAAGAAGAUGAAGCUGAACGAAAUCGCGCUCGCGAAGAGAAGAAGCGAAGAUUAGCAGAGGAGAGCAAGCGCAUACAGCAGGAGGAGGCAGAGGCAGAGGAGAGAGCGCGGCGGAAGAGACUGGGCUUGCCAGAGCUUCCCAAGGCAGACAUCCAAGAGCCAAAUCUACUGAAGGACGGGGAGGAAGACAUCUCGGAAGAAGAUCUGCUGGUCAAACUGCAGGAGCUGGGUGAGCCGCGAUUCCUCUUCGGUGAGGAGCACGUCCAGCGACUGCGUCGGUAUCGCAAGCUUAUGGAGAAAGCACUUGCGCCGAAGCUCACAAGUGGACCUAUACCGACGACUUUGGAGCUUGUGGAAGAAAAGGACAUGAAAGUGCCCGAGACAGUACCGAAAGACCCAGAACAGUACAAGUUCCUGCUUCGUCAGUUGGGAAGCUAUUUUGAUAUGGUCCUCUCGGAAUGGCAAUCUGCUCUUGCUCGUCGUUCGAAAGAAGUCAAGGAGUCUAGUACUGGAAAGCAAGCCUUGAACUCCUUUAUCGCAGCUCGAGACAAUUUGCGGCCGCUGUUCAAAAAGCUUGAGACCAACACUAUCGAGCCGAAACUUCUCUCUGCUGUCCUCGAAAUUGCAAAUCUGGCCCAGCUCAAACGAUACGUGCAUGCAAAUGAUGCAUAUUUGCGGCUCUCAAUCGGCAAAGCUGCUUGGCCUAUUGGUGUGACCAUGGUUGGUAUUCACGAGAGGAGUGCGCGAGAGAAGUUGCAUGAGACGGAGAACCAGGCACACAUUCUAACAGACGAGACCACAAGAAAGAUGCUUCAAGGUAUCAAGAGGUGUCUGAGUUUUGCGCAGACCCGCUGGCCUCCCGACGACAUCGGGCAGCUGAUGGGUUAG
Messenger RNA from Pseudocercospora fijiensis CIRAD86, 1068 nucleotides. RefSeq lists its product as uncharacterized. Lineage: Eukaryota; Fungi; Ascomycota; Dothideomycetes; Mycosphaerellales; Mycosphaerellaceae. Bases 1 to 1068 code for a protein of 355 amino acids. The transcript has a single exon. The record is from RefSeq and is a predicted model, not a curated record. Gene Ontology annotation, cellular component: U5 snRNP; U2-type post-spliceosomal complex; U4/U6 x U5 tri-snRNP complex. Gene Ontology annotation, biological process: RNA splicing; generation of catalytic spliceosome for second transesterification step.